AUGAAGCGUUCAUUUAAUUUAACCAAACAAGAAUACAAAAGUUCAUCUUUGAUCAGUCUUGAUGGUUAUGUUGUAAAUGUUGGUGCAAUUACAAAAAAUAAUAACAAUGAGAAUCAUCAUUAUUCAUUUCUUUUUUCAUUAAUGGAUCAAAGUACUGUACGGAUAACAAAGUUUUUAUCAAAAGUUCCAUCAUGUACAUUUUAUAAACGUUUGCAAGAAUCUAUGUUUAGUGGAAAUGGUACUUGUAUUAGUGAUUGUGUUCGUGUACAGUCCAUCGAAAAUUUAAGAAAUAAUAUAUUUGACGGAUUAUGCACAAUUGAAGUUAAAAUAUGUGAAAUUGGAGCUGAUAUAGCAUGUAUAUUCAAAGAAUCAGAUUUUAAAAAUGUGCAAAAAUUGAAGAAAGUAGCUGUAGUGGAUGAUGCAACUGGUGCUCUUGAACUUACUUUAUGGGAAAGUCAUUUUGGUAAAGUUGAAUUAGGAAGCUGUUAUCAGAUUAAACUCGUUAAAAGUCGUUUAAUUAAUUGUAAAAUAUUAUUGUCAGCAAAUGUAGAUACAUCAUUUAUGAAGAUUGAAGAUCUGGAGAUUGUUCAAACACAUGUUGAAUGUUCUAUAAUGAAUUCACGUAUUUGUAAAGGACGAAUUAUACAUAUAUCAAAACAUCAGGUAGAAUAUGCAUGUCAGGCAUAUGGAAACCAUGAUGUUACACAGCAAACGUACUGUAUUGUAUGCAAUAUUUGUCAAUCUCGUACACCUAAGUAUGAUACAGGAAAAGACGAGUUGUUGAAGUUUAUGAUUACAACGGAUAACCGAGAAGAAUAUAAUUUAUCGGUGUCUGAAAUAAUUUCAAUACCUAUGUUGACAUGUAUUAAUGAAUCAUAUACUAAUAUUGCUGAAUUUGUGAAUGAAGAAUAUUGUACUGAUGCAUUAACAGAUGUAAUGAUAGAAUUCAAAUUCGAUCAAAAUACUGGAAUAAUUUCUGAAUUAACAUUUCUUAAAAAAAAUGAUUUACGUAGUGAAGAUAUAAACAAAUUCAAUUAUAUAAAAAAUUUUAAUACUUCAUGUAUAUUUAGAAAAUGGUCAUAA
Rotaria sp. Silwood1 is the source of this 1083-nucleotide messenger RNA. The record is from the annotation of a GenBank genome assembly. NCBI's taxonomy places the organism in Eukaryota, Metazoa, Rotifera, Eurotatoria, Philodinida, Philodinidae.